Solanum verrucosum is the source of this 776-nucleotide messenger RNA. Its product is annotated as protein SHORT HYPOCOTYL IN WHITE LIGHT 1. The transcript is spliced from 4 exons. Gene Ontology annotation, biological process: negative regulation of photomorphogenesis; regulation of abscisic acid-activated signaling pathway. The record is from RefSeq and is a predicted model, not a curated record. The coding region runs from base 91 to 693 and encodes 200 amino acids. Lineage: Eukaryota; Viridiplantae; Streptophyta; Magnoliopsida; Solanales; Solanaceae.
GAAAAAAAAGAAGGAAAAAGGUGGCAGCUGAGUGAUAUUGUGUUCUUUUAGAUGCUCAACCAUUGAACUGCUAGUCUGCUACUCAUUUUGAUGGAGUCCACCACUAAAUCUCUUCACUUUACCCUCUACAAAAUUUACCACUCCAACUCCAUAAACCCUCUUCCCCAAUUCAAUCAUCUUCAUUUCAAAUUCCGUCCCAUCUCUACUUUUCGCCUUCAAGCUUCCAGACGCAUUUCCAAUUUUUCUCAGGGAGGUGAUGAUUUGAUCGGCGAUUCCCGAAAUUGGAGCCGUCAUCGAGGCUCAGGCAACAUAGUGACCGGAGAUCAUGAUGAAGAUGAAGAUGAUGAAGACGAAGAAGAGGAAGAUCGAAGUUUGGAUCUACUCGUUAAAUUUGUACAGAACGUUUUCAAGAAGCUUUCUCGAAAAGCUAGGAAAGCUGUUCGCUCCGUUUUGCCUGAUUCAAUUUCUAGUCAAUUGGUGUCAUUUUCUGUCAACGGAGUUAUAAUUUUGACAUUUUUGUGGCUAUCAAAAGCAGUUCUUGAGGUAUUUUGCACCCUUGGGAGUGUAAUUUUUGCUAGUAUCUUACUUAUUCGAGGAGUAUGGACAGGCAUAUCAUACUUACAAAAUAAUCGCAACCUUAGAACAGAUGAUGAUGAUGGUCGUGCAUGGAGUGGAAUGCAACCUGCAAGUUAACUAACUGUCUGGACAAUGAGAUCCCAUAGUAUUAUUCCUGCUAGACUGGAAAGUAGCUCAUGGAGAUAACAACAAGUUGAGGA